AUGGCGACACUCGUUCCUCCGCCUACUAAGCGCCAGAAGGUGGCGCAGGUCGAGAAGGCGAAACAGCAGCAAGAGAUCCAGAGUAUCCCCACCGACCUGGGCAGCGUCCGGGUACAAUUCUUCGACCAAGCCACCGGCAAUGCUACUGGCCCUGCGGUGUCGGUGCCAGUCGCCGACGCCAAUACCAAAAACCUCGAAACCCUCCUGAACACAAUACAAGGCAACGACGACGAUGAGCGGGUGCCGUAUCGGUUCACCUACCAGUCCGAGAAGGAAGGACAGACCAUCGAUAUCCUCGCCGACUUAUACCACUCCCUCCUUCAGCCGGGGAUAAAAACCACCGAAGAUACUAUCUCGCUGUACUUUACACCGCAAGCUGUCUUUCGAGUCAAGGCGGUGUCUCGCUGUGCGGCCUCCAUUGCCGGACACGGUGAGGCGAUUCUCGCGACAUCUUUCUCGCCGGUUUCAUCGUCUACGAUGGUGUCUGGCAGUGGCGACUCUACAGCGCGGGUCUGGGACUGCGACACGGGGACGCCGCUGCACACGCUCAAGGGCCACACGAGCUGGGUGCUGGCAGUGGCAUAUUCGCCGAACGGGGCAAUAAUCGCGACGGGUAGCAUGGACAACUCGGUGCGGCUGUGGGAUGCAAAGAAAGGCCAGGCGCUGGGCGGGCCGCUCAAGGGCCAUGCGAAGUGGAUCACGAGUCUCGCGUGGGAGCCAUACCACGUGCAGGAAGCCGGGCGGCCGCGCCUGGCGUCGGCGUCGAAGGACUCGACCGUGCGAUUGUGGGAUGUGGUGGCGAAGCGGAUUGACACCGUGCUCACCGGCCACAGGGGGUCGGUGACCUGCGUGCGCUGGGGUGGCACAGGCAAGAUCUACACGGCGUCGCAUGACAAGUCCAUCAAGAUCUGGAACCCGCAGGAUGGCACGCUGCUACAGACGCUGUCGGCUCAUGCCCAUCGUGUGAACCAUCUGGCGUUGUCCACCGACUUUGCUCUCCGCACCGCUUACCACGACCACACGGGCCGGGUGCCGGGGACGGAAGCCGAGAAGGUGGCUGCGGCGCGGAAGCGCUUCGAGCAGGCGGCAACAGUCAAUAACACUAUCGUCGAGCGACUGGUGUCGGCCAGUGACGAUUUCACGAUGUAUCUGUGGGAACCGUCCAGCUCGAACAAGCCCGUGGCUCGGCUGCUGGGCCACCAGAAGGAGGUCAACUAUGUCACCUUCUCGCCGGACAUGGCCUACAUUGCCUCGGCCGGGUUUGACAACCACGUCAAGCUAUGGAACGGGCGUGACGGCAAGUUCAUCAACACCUUCCGCGGCCAUGUGGGUGCUGUCUACCAGUGCUGCUUCUCAGCCGACUCCCGGCUUCUAGUCUCGUCGUCCAAGGACACCACCCUCAAAGUCUGGGACGUGCGCACCGGCAAGCUGUCAACGGAUCUACCCGGACACAAGGACGAGGUAUUUGCUGUGGACUGGAGCCCGGACGGGCAGAAGGUCGGCAGCGGCGGGAAAGACAAGGCGAUCCGAAUCUGGCGGAACUAA
Molecule: messenger RNA, 1545 nt
Organism: Penicillium alfredii
Lineage: Eukaryota; Fungi; Ascomycota; Eurotiomycetes; Eurotiales; Aspergillaceae
Product: WD repeat protein
Exons: 3
Coding region: 1-1545 (514 amino acids)
Biological process (GO): ribosomal large subunit assembly
Cellular component (GO): nucleolus
Molecular function (GO): protein binding
Source: RefSeq, a predicted model, not a curated record